CGCCGACACUGAGAAAAGCGUGGGGGAGAGCACUGCCCAGGGCUGCAGGAAAUCGGAGGUAGUGUUCCUGCUCCCCUUCCCGGCCUAGAUCCACCCCCUUCUCCCUGCCCCCCCUUUCUCCCGGGGAGCCCCCUCUCAACGCCUCCAGUUCUGAAGCGCGCCCCUGCCAGGGUUAUGAAGCUCGUGAGAAAAGACAUCGAGAAGGACAAUGCGGGCCAGGUCACCCUUGUCCCCGAGGAGCCCGAGGACAUGUGGCACACCUACAACCUCGUGCAGGUGGGCGACAGCCUGCGCGCCUCCACCAUCCGCAAGGUCCAGACCGAGUCCUCCACGGGCAGCGUGGGGAGCAACCGUGUCCGCACCACACUCACCCUUUGCGUGGAGGCCAUCGACUUUGACUCCCAGGCCUGCCAGCUGCGGGUGAAGGGGACCAACAUCCAAGAGAAUGAGUAUGUCAAGAUGGGGGCUUACCACACCAUCGAACUGGAGCCCAACCGCCAGUUCACCCUGGCCAAGAAACAGUGGGACAGUGUGGUUCUGGAGCGCAUCGAGCAGGCUUGUGACCCAGCCUGGAGUGCUGAUGUGGCGGCUGUGGUCAUGCAGGAGGGCCUUGCUCACGUCUGCUUAGUCACGCCCAGCAUGACCCUCACCCGUGCCAAGGUGGAGGUGAACAUCCCCAGGAAACGGAAAGGCAACUGCUCCCAGCAUGACCGGGCCCUGGAGAGGUUCUAUGAACAGGUGGUUCAGGCCAUCCAGCGCCACAUAAACUUUGACGUUGUCAAGUGCGUUCUGGUGGCCAGCCCAGGAUUUGUGCGAGAGCAGUUCUGCAACUACAUGUUUCAGCAAGCCGUGAAGACUGACAACAAACUGCUCCUGGAAAACCGGUCCAAAUUCCUUCAGGUACACGCCUCCUCUGGACACAAGUACUCGCUGAAAGAGGCCCUGUGUGACCCUACUGUAGCUAGCCGCCUUUCAGACACGAAAGCUGCUGGGGAAGUCAAGGCCUUGGAUGACUUCUAUAAAAUGUUACAGCACGAACCUGACCGAGCUUUCUAUGGACUCAAGCAGGUGGAGAGGGCCAACGAAGCCUUGGCGAUCGACACCUUGCUCAUCAGUGACGAGCUCUUCAGGCAUCAGGAUGUGGCCACCCGCAGCCGGUACGUCAGGCUGGUGGACAGCGUGAAGGAGAACGCAGGGACGGUUCGGAUAUUCUCUAGUCUCCAUGUGUCUGGGGAGCAGCUUGGCCAGCUGACGGGAGUAGCUGCCAUUCUCCGCUUCCCUGUGCCAGAACUUUCUGACCAAGAGGAUGAUUCAAGUUCGGAAGAGGAUUAAGACUGACAUUUAAUAGUUCCCUUGUCCCUUUUCUCCACAUCCUUGGCAGGUGCUGCACUUGUUAAUCGUGCUGGGGUUUUUUGUGUGUUUGGUCACACUAGGUGUUUUUUGGUUUGGUUGGCAGGACUUGUAUUCAAAUUAAAUAAACCAAAAGAAAAGAA
This is a messenger RNA of Psammomys obesus (fat sand rat), 1493 nucleotides long. It is a transcript of the gene Pelo, whose product is annotated as pelota mRNA surveillance and ribosome rescue factor. The record is from RefSeq and is a predicted model, not a curated record. NCBI's taxonomy places the organism in Eukaryota, Metazoa, Chordata, Mammalia, Rodentia, Muridae. Gene Ontology annotation, biological process: RNA surveillance; nonfunctional rRNA decay; nuclear-transcribed mRNA catabolic process, non-stop decay. Bases 175 to 1332 code for a protein of 385 amino acids. Gene Ontology annotation, cellular component: cytoplasm. The transcript has 2 exons.